This is a messenger RNA of Schistocerca americana (American grasshopper), 1080 nucleotides long. RefSeq names its product keratin, type I cytoskeletal 9-like. The transcript is spliced from 2 exons. The coding region runs from base 1 to 1080 and encodes 359 amino acids. NCBI's taxonomy places the organism in Eukaryota, Metazoa, Arthropoda, Insecta, Orthoptera, Acrididae. The record is from RefSeq and is a predicted model, not a curated record.
AUGGCCACUGGCUUUGACGCUUGCCAGUGGCGACGUCCUCGGCCGGACGCCGGAGCUAGAGGCAAAGAGCGGGAGGGCGUUGGUGGUUCCACGAGCCACUCCUCAUCACAAGCUCUCGGAGUGGGUAGAGGUGACGGCAGCUUCAGUGGCUCAAGUGCAGAGGCAUCAUCUACAGGAUUUGGCGCUGGUCUCCUUGGAGGUGGACUGGCUGGUUCCCAGAGUCAAGCUUCAGCAGGAUCUGUUGGUGUAGGCCUUGGUGAUGGUGGGUUUAGCGCUUCUAAUGCAGAGUCUUCAUCAGUAGGACUGGGAGCAGGACAUCUGGGCUUAGGCGUUGGUGGUUCCACAAGCCACUCCUCAUCACAAGCUCUCGGAGUGGGUAGAGGUGACGGCACCUUCAGUGGCUCAAGUGCAGAGGCAUCAUCUACAGGAUUUGGCGCUGGUCUCCUUGGAGGUGGACUGGCUGGUUCCCAGAGUCAAGCUUCAGCAGGAUCUGUUGGUGUAGGCCGCGGUGAUGGUGGGUUUAGUGCUUCUAAUGCAGAGUCUUCAUCAGUAGGACUGGGAGCAGGACUUCUGGGCUUAGGCGUUGGUGGUUCCACGAGCCACUCCUCAUCACAAGCUCUCGGAGUGGGUAGAGGUGACGGCAGCUUCAGUGGCUCAAGUGCAGAGGCAUCAUCUACAGGAAUUGGCGGUGGUCUUCUUGGAGGUGGACUGGCUGGCUCCCAGAGUCAAGCUUCAUCAGGAUCUGUUGGUGUAGGCCACAGUGGUAGUGGGUUUAGCUCAUCUAAUGCAGAGUCUUCAUCAUUAGGACUGGGCACCGGUCUUCUUGGUUUAGGCCUCGGUGUCUCAAAAAGCAGCUCCUCUUCACAGGCUGUUGGAGUGGGUGGAGAUGGAGGCAGCGUAAGUGGUACCACAGCAGCAGCAAAAUCAUCAGGAUUCGGAGGUUUUGGAGGUUCUGAGAGCCAAGCUUCAGCAGGGUCUGUGGGAGUUGGCGGAGGUGGUAGUGGAUUCAGCACCUCUGAAGCGCAGUCUUCGUCAGUUGGUCUGGGUGCCGGGUUAGGUGGCCUUGGGCUUGGGCUUUGA